Molecule: messenger RNA, 1338 nt
Organism: Penicillium robsamsonii
Lineage: Eukaryota; Fungi; Ascomycota; Eurotiomycetes; Eurotiales; Aspergillaceae
Exons: 4
Coding region: 1-1338 (445 amino acids)
Biological process (GO): transmembrane transport
Cellular component (GO): membrane
Molecular function (GO): transmembrane transporter activity
Source: RefSeq, a predicted model, not a curated record
AUGAUUGGUACAAUGUUCAUAGUCUUGUCGUUGAGCGAAAUUGCCUCCAUCUACCCUACGGCUGGCGGACAAUACCACUGGGUCCAUUGUCUCACACCAAUGACGUACCGCGUUACUGCAUCCUGGUUUACCGGCUGGAUUUCAAUUGGAGGACAGUUGGUGUUUUCCGCUUCCGCAGCCUUCGCAGCAGGCUUGCAGCUACAGGCCCUCAUCACCUUGAAUCAUCUCGACUCAUAUACCCCAAAUAGAUGGCAAGGGAUGCUUUUCUAUUGGCUAAUAUUAGCCUAUUCAACCGCCCUGAAUAUUUGGGGGUCCAAGGUCUUGCCUCACACCAAUACAACAGCCGAUUCUGAGUCAAUCACAGGUGUAUUACACGUUGUUGGAUUUCUCGUAAUCGUUGCCGUUAUGGGGGCAAUGUCCGAGAAGCACUCUGCAAGUUACGUCUUCGCCGAAUUCUCCAACACCAGUGGAUGGGACAAUGAUGGGGUUUCUUGGUUAGUAGGACUACUGAGCACUGUAUAUCCUUUCCUCGGAUAUGAUGCAGCGUGCCAUUUAAGCGAAGAAAUGCCAAAGCCAUCUCGUAAUGUACCAUUGGCCAUGUUAGGAAGUGUCAUUAUCAACGGAGUGAUUGGCCUGGUGUAUGCAAUCGUGCUACUAUUCUCCCUGGGGGAUAUCGAGUCCCUUCUCCAGUCCAAGACGGGAUUUCCAUUCAUGCAGCUCUUUUUAAACAUUACUGGCUCCCCGGCUGGUGCCUCCGUGCUAGCCCUAUGUAUCACCUUGAUUGCAAUGGCCGCAAAUGCUGCGUGUGUGACAUCUACUAGCCGUACAGCUUGGGCAUUUGCACGGGACAAUGGUUUGCCAUGGUCGGUAUUCUUCUCAGAAGUGAGCACCACAUUGAAAGUUCCGGUGCGCAUGGUGAUAGCAGUUGGCUUUCUCCAAAUGCUGCUCGGGUUGAUCUAUCUCGGCAGCUCAACCGCCUUCAACGCGGUAUUGUCUAUGGCCAUUUUGGGAAUGUAUGCCUCAUAUCUUUCUCCGAUUGUAUUCAUGUUGAUAUAUGGUCGACGAAGAUCAGUACCGACUGUCAGUGGACUCCGAUCGGGAUCGUUCAGCCUAGGGCCACGAUGGGGGCCUAUCGUGAACAUUGUUGCCAUCAUUUGGCUCGUCAUAGCAAUGGUGUUUAGUACUUUCCCAACAGUGCAGCCGGUCACACCGGAAAAUAUGAAUUAUUGUAUCGUGGUGACAAUGGGAUGGAUGUUGAUCGGAGGGCUUUAUUAUUAUCUCUUAGGAGGAAGGAAGAAAUUUACAGGUCCCGUGGUAGAGCUGGCAGAGGACCUGUGA